UAGCCAUCCAGGUGGGAGGGACCUGGGCAGGGAGCACUGAUGGGGGAACGAAAGGGCGGGGGUGGGGGUCAGGGAAGCUUCUGGAAAACACUUGCCUUGAUGUAAACUAAGAAAUAAUUGGUUCAAGGCUCAGCACAAAGGAUCUUUGCGGUGCACAGGGAAGGAUGCCUAUGGAGGUGGUGGUGGAGCUCCAAAUCCGGGCGAUUUCUUGCCCGGGAGUGUUCCUGCCGGACAAGGAAGCUGUGUACCUCGGAGUCUACCUUCUGAAUCAGUACCUGGAGACAGACUGCUUUCCCUCUGUGUUCCCUAUUGUGAUUCAACAGAGCAUGAGAUUUGAAAAGGUAUUUGAAGAGGCAACAGAUCCUGGAGCUGUCGCAGAAAUUUUAGAAAACUUCCUAACCAGAUUUGAACUAGUACAGCUAGUAUCUCCAGCAUGGGAAGAGUUGGCCUACUAUGAAAAAAACACCCGAGAUUUCCUAUUCCCUGAGCCCAAGCUGGCAUCCUCACACCCUGGCAUGCAGAGGGAGGUGCUCAUGAAGACAGCUAUUUGGUUUCCAGGCAUUGCUCCCAAACUAGAGUUUUCUACAAGAACAGCCAUCCGAGAAUGUGUGUUCCCAUCUAAAAACAGAUUUUAUUGUGAAGAAAGUUGUAAACUGCAAAGGUCUUUCUCGAAAUCACAUGAACAGAGAGUCCAGGCAAAUAACAGGAAAAAGAAGCCAAAGGAGAAAAAUGCUGAGCAAGGCCCCAAAGGCACACAGUCCCAGGCGUCCUCCCCUCAACGCCUCCAUCUCCAUCGACCAACUCAGCGGACCCACGGAAAAAGCUUCAAGUUCCUGGGAGAAGUGAAACCUCCAUUUGUGGUGGACAGUGGAAACCCCUUUGGUGAAAAUAAUUUGGAGCACCAUUCACAGAAGUCCAGAAGAAAACCUAAGUUACCAAGCUUAGAUCUUUCGAAGAAAAGAGCAUCUUCUCUUGACAGCCUCGAGGCGAACAUAAAGGUUGUCAAAGAGCCAGAUGAGCGCAUUGUCUUAAAGAGUCAGCCACCGCCACCUUUAGAUCCAUGUGAGUACAGAAAGCUCUCGCUCAGUCACAAAGAAGAUGGCGAUUUCCACACAGAAACUUCAGUUGCCGCCUCCCAACUCUCCAACCCUCCCAGCCCUCUGGGUCAGCCUCUUCUCCAAGAAGGGUUCCAGCCUUGUUCUCAAUCCACGUGGCAGAAGAUCCAUGAGAGUAUGCCCAGACUUCUGACAUCCCACAGAGUUCACCUAAAGGAAGACUUUACCUUUGAAACAAGUUCUAUCCACGAAAGACCAAGCUACCCUCUGAAGAAACACUUACUGCAUGAGCAGAGAUAUUUUUUAACUCCCAUCUCAUGGGAACAACGUGAAUGAAGGAUGAAGAGUUCACUCAUCUAGACACUGGCAUGCGAACAGCAUCCCCUGUUGUCUGGGUUGACUUACUGGUGCCUAGCCCUUGUUAAUUCAAACUUUAUACUCGGUCUUUUGUGCCCAAGGUAAGAAUUGUUGAUUAAAUUCUGUCUGGGGCUUUCACUUGUCACCUGGA
Mastomys coucha (southern multimammate mouse) is the source of this 1563-nucleotide messenger RNA. It is a transcript of the gene Spata6l, whose product is annotated as spermatogenesis associated 6 like. NCBI's taxonomy places the organism in Eukaryota, Metazoa, Chordata, Mammalia, Rodentia, Muridae. Gene Ontology annotation, biological process: spermatogenesis. The transcript is spliced from 13 exons. Bases 165 to 1391 code for a protein of 408 amino acids. The record is from RefSeq and is a predicted model, not a curated record. Gene Ontology annotation, molecular function: myosin light chain binding.